Molecule: messenger RNA, 2070 nt
Organism: Glycine soja
Lineage: Eukaryota; Viridiplantae; Streptophyta; Magnoliopsida; Fabales; Fabaceae
Product: F-box/kelch-repeat protein At3g23880-like
Exons: 3
Coding region: 312-1451 (379 amino acids)
Molecular function (GO): protein binding
Source: RefSeq, a predicted model, not a curated record
AGUAAGGAGAAAAUAAAGCCCAUUUUAUGUCAUUAGUUGAUAGUAGAAAUUUUAUUGAGGUUGUCUGUCAAAUCUCUCUUCCGUUUCAAAUGUGUUUAUAAAGCAUGACUCUCCCUCAUUUCCAAUUCCCAUUUUGCAAAAUCUCAUUUUGACUUAGCUGCACACCCACUUAAUGAAUUCUUCUUAAAUCAGAACUGAGAUCCACUAAAUAACAAGUGAGACUUGUAUAGCCUGACACUAAUUAACAGGAGCAUCAGAAGGGCUAAGCAAUCCAAGUUAAACAUUGGAUAACCCACAGAAGAGCUACGAGCAUGGAAAAUCACACUCUCCCUAUGGAUUUGAUGAGAGAAAUUCUUCUAAGAUUGCCAGUGAGAUCUGUUUCGCGUUUCAAGUGCGUAUGUAAGUCAUGGCUUUCUAUCAUCUCCGAUCCCCAAUUUGGCAAUUCCCAUUAUGACCUCGCAGCCGCACCCUCCCAUCGACUCAUUCUCAGACCAAAAUGUUAUUCUCUUGAAGUUCAAUCCAUUGAUACAGAUGCACCACCAGACACAUGUUCUGCUGCAAUGUAUUUGCUUCUCCCCCUUCAAUCACCUCCACCUAAACCCAAUGACUAUGACAAUUAUGAUGGUUUGCCCAAUCGAGCUAAGAUUUUGGGUUCAUGCAGAGGGUUUAUACUUUUAUAUUACGAGAUGAGUCGUGAUCUUAUUAUGUGGAAUCCGUUGACAAGAUUCCGUAAACGAUCACUAAACUUUGAAAAUAUGCUAACCCAUCGAUUUUUAUAUGGUUUUGGGUAUGACACAUCAACAGAUGACUACUUGCUAAUUAUGAUCCCGUUUUAUUGGAAAACUGAAAUCCAGGUUUUCUCAUUCAAAACUAAUUCCAGGAACAGAAAGAUGAUUAAACUUAAUGUUCCAUACCAGGGUAUCGGCUCGAAAUUCAGUAUUGGAUCACUCUUGAAUGAGACACUUCAUUGGUUGGUUUUCUCUAAGGAUAAAUGGGUUGAUGUGAUUAUUGCCUUUGAUCUUAUAAAAAGGAGUUUAUCAGAGAUUGCUCUGUUUGAUCAUUUAACAAAGAAAAAAUAUGAAAUGUUUAGUUUAAGAGUAAUAGGAGGAUGUCUCAGUGUGAGUUGCUCGGACCAAGACUGGGCAAUGACUGAAAUAUGGAUAAUGAAAGAAUAUAAAGUGCAGUCAUCUUGGACUAAGUCUUUUGUAAUCCCUACAUAUGGCUUUUCCCCCAUAUGCAUCACCAAAGAUGGAGGAAUUUUGGGAUCAAAUAUGAGAGAAAGAUUGGAGAAACAUAAUGACAAAGGAGAGUUGCUUGAGCAUCUCGCCUGUGUUGCUGCUGCAGGUGAAGAGUACUACUGUGCCAAUCAAGAUCAACAAUCUGCAAUGUAUAGAGAGAGUCAACUGUUUCCCAAUGUCAGUUGGGAAACAAGUGAAGAUCACCAACAGUAACAGACAAGAAAAAAAAUCAUGAUAUGCACAAUGUUUGCUGGGAAGUGUGAAUGGUAACGACAACUUAGCAUUUGCUGGUUGCACCCAACCUAUGGACAAUAUAAGUUAAAUUGCGGUGGAUCAGUGAGUGCUUUGAAUAAAGCAGCUGCUGGAGGUGUAUUUAGGGAUUCAAAUGGCCAGGUUUAUGUUUUCUUAUGCUGCUGAUAUUGGUUCUUGUUCAGCUGUUAUAGCUGAACUUUGGACAAUUUAAUUUGCUUGGAAUUAAAAUUGGUUGGAGUCGUGGGUUCAAUUGUUGAUUCUGAUUCAGAGGUGUCUAGCUACGUCUUUACUAAACAAUGGAUGUCCAUCUUAUCAUCCUUGCUUUAGUCUGAUUCAAGAUAUUAAGGACUAAGGAGUAUUCCUUGCAGGGAGGUUCUUUGAAGUGAAAUCAUACGCUUUGAGAAGGGAACCAAGUUGCGGAUGUUCUUGCGAAUUUUGAUUUAUCCUUACAUAAACAAUUAAGAAUAUUUGAUGUUGUUUCUCAUUUUAUUACCAAUGUCGUUAAAACUAAUGUAAUUUCUACUGCGUUUUCACGCGUGUUUUAAUGAUGAGUUCUGCGGUUCAUCUCUUAUCAUUUUAA